Molecule: messenger RNA, 1500 nt
Organism: Oppiella nova
Lineage: Eukaryota; Metazoa; Arthropoda; Arachnida; Sarcoptiformes; Oppiidae
Source: the annotation of a GenBank genome assembly
AUCUUCAACAAAUGUAUAAACUGCGAAAGUGCAUCAGAAAUGUCACAAAUUAUUUAUUAUGGAUUCUUCAUUGUGAUCUUCCAAUUCGGAUGGGCUGCCGUACAAGUGGGUCACGUCUCACUCAUUACGGAUUUGACUCAAAACACUAAAGAAAGAGUUGAAUUGAAUGCUUACAGUCGAAAAGGAGACUCUAUUAUAACGAAAGAAGAUUCCGAUAGUUUUACUAUACUACUAGUAAUUGGUUGUGUGUUUGGUUUGGGCUCGUGUUUCUGGAACAGCUUUGGGUCAGUAGAUAACGAGUCGUUCAAACACUGGCAGGUCUAUGGGUCAGCCCUACUGUUCGGCAUCGGCGGCACAACUAUGCUUAUCGCCAGUCUCGCCCUCACUUCAGAUCUGAUUGGAAUCAAUACGACGAGCUCUGCCUUCGUGUUCGGGACAAUGAGUUUCUUCGAUAAAGUACUGAACGGAAGUUCAAUGGUAUUUAUUGCUAUAUUGCUUUACUUAUCGCAACGCAUAUCAACUGCCAGUGCCUACUGUCCGGCCCCUGACUUCUUCUACCCGUGUCAGUGCAUAUCGACUCCAAGUUAUCGAUACGAGUUGACCAUAUCUUGUAGUGGACUACAUAUAAAAGACAUGGAUAUCUACCGAGCAUUUACUCGACUAAACACUUAUCUGAACGGUUCCCUGUCCUCCAAGACAUUCUUAAAACUGGAAAUAAAACAGACAUCCAUUCAAAAUCUAUACGUCUAUGAAAUUGAUUUGUUUCGUGGAUUGAAGUUCAGACACAUAUCAGUAGUUGACAAUCAAAUUGAAAACUUUGAUCCCUUUAUUUUCUGGACUUCUUACCGCAUGAACCGAUUCUUUACUCUAAAGGGACACAAAACUCUAGUCAAUUAUAACCGACGCGAUCCCCUCCCUAUACUCAACCGAUUCAAGAGGUUGGAAGUGCUGACCAUUACGGACACCAAUUACGAUCGCAUAUCAAAGAAUGCAUUUUCCAAGUCUGAACAAAUUUGUCUCAAGAAAAUACUGUUCAAUAACAACGAAAUAACUCACAUCGAGAGCUGCGCCUUCUUUCAACUCCAAGCGCUUUGUGUCAUAGAUUUAAGUCAUAAUAAGAUCCGCAAAAUCCAAGAUCUGUCCUUCGCUAUCAAACACCCCUCACAUCAAAGACUUCUCAUAAAUCUUCACUCCAAUAACUUGACGGACAGUAGUCUCAGUCCAUUGGCUUUCCAUGGCAUAAAUCGUCCCAUUUUUCUCAUACUUUCGGACAACUUAUUGACUCAUUUGGAGGAAAAUAUAUUCGCGCCCCUACUCCUCAAACCCGAUAAUAGCAAUACAGUUGUCUUAAGCUAUAACCCAUUGGUCUGCGACUGUCGGUUCCAGUGGAUCGUCAGAAAUAGACAUCUACUACAGGGGGACAAAAUCCGUGGCCAACCCCUCUGUCACGACGGCAGGAGUAUUUGGAGCUAUUCUUUGCAUGAUUUAAAGCCCUGCUAA